AUGAAAGGAUACUGGUCUGGGCAUACUGGUUUUGAUAAUAAAAAUGAAACAACCAAUAGUUCAAGUCAAGACAAUGAAAAUGCGAUACAGUCAUCUAUUAGUUCAAAUGAUGAAACAACUAGUAAUUUACGUCAAGACGACGAAAAUGAGAUACAGCCAUCUACUAGUUCAAAUGAUGAAACAACUAGUAAUCCAA
Molecule: messenger RNA, 196 nt
Organism: Dentiscutata erythropus
Lineage: Eukaryota; Fungi; Glomeromycota; Glomeromycetes; Diversisporales; Gigasporaceae
Source: the annotation of a GenBank genome assembly